Molecule: messenger RNA, 2702 nt
Organism: Peromyscus maniculatus bairdii (prairie deer mouse)
Lineage: Eukaryota; Metazoa; Chordata; Mammalia; Rodentia; Cricetidae
Source: RefSeq, a predicted model, not a curated record
UCCCGCCUGUGGCCCGCAGCCCCAGGGAGCCCGUGGGUUCUCGGCGGGUGUGCUGGGUGUCCCCCGCCCCGUGCACGGUUCUGCGUGUCCCGACGUGAGCGAGCAGUGGCCAUGGGCACACGCGGGCCCUAUGCGCUGGUGGACACCACGCCGGCCAAGACCAUCUUGGUGUACCGCAACGGGGACCAGUUCUACGUGGGCCGCAAGUUUGUGUUCUCGCGGCGCCGCGUCGCCAACUUCGAGGCUCUGCUGGAGCAGUUGACGGAGCAGGUGGACGUGCCCUUCGGCGUGCGGAGGCUCUACACGCCCACGCGCGGCCACCAGGUGCUAGAGCUGGACGCGUUGCAGGCCGGUGGCAAGUACGUGGCUGCGGGCCGCGAGCGCUUCAAGAAACUGGACUAUAUUCAUAUAGUUCCCAGAAAACCUUCAAAGAUGAAAAAGUUGAAGGAAAUCAAGCCGGUGGUACAUUGUGAUAUCAACGUGCCUUCCAGGUGGCAGACACAGAGCAGGACAUCCCGGUACAUAAAUGUUUUCACAAAUGGAAGAAUAUUCAUCCCACCUAUAAAAAUUAUUAUACCCAAAUUCAGCCUGUCAGAUUGGAAUAGUGUGCUGGCCAUCAUUGGAGAAAAAGUCUUCCCUCUGGGAGGCGUUCGAAAAUUGUUUACGAUGGAUGGGCAUCUUUUGGACAACUCAAAGGAUUUGCAAGACAAUUAUUUUUAUGUUGCUGCAGGACUGGAGACUUUCAAAUCUCUUCCUUACUGGAAGUCCCCACGGGUCCCCAGUGAGGUCCAGCAGAGGUUUGGAGGCAAUGAUAACUACAUACAAACAAAGAAAAAAGUGGAGUUCAAAAGAAAAGAGCCUCUCAAAAGUGACAGUGUGCUACCUAAAAUCCAGGAUUCUGUUUAUUAUGCCAAAGAGAAAAAGAAGACACCCCUGGGACCUUUAGUUCAAAGUGGUGCAGAAGGUGACGUGUAUAAAGCACAGACUCCCGCUAAGGAGGCCCAAGAAGCACUGGAAGUCAAGGAGGACCCAGAGGUGAAGGUGGAGAUGCCGGUUGACCAGGUACCAGCUGAAAUUGUUAAAGAAAUUGAUGAGAUAGGCAACAACAACCUGGAACUGGAAAGUGGUGUGGAAAAGGAAGUGGAGAGGCUUUAUGAAGAUAUUGACAGAAAGAGAACAUGGGACAUGCAUGGAGAUGUGAAGGGAGACCAUUCACGAAUGUCUUUUAAGAAAAGGUUUCCCUUAAGACACUACAGAAAGAGAAAAGAAAAGAGGUUUACAGAGUGGACCCCUCAGAUAUUAAGACACGAAGGUGGCAUUUGUACCCAGUUGGAGGAGAAGUGUGACCUCUUGGUUUCCAGAAACGAACCCACUUGUCAUGUCAAGUAUAAAACGAUGAUUAGGACCACAUCAUGGUGCAAAGGAGAGCAAGUCCCGAGUCUGCAUCCCAAAGACCUGGUAGCAGCCCUGGACCUGCUGUCGAGGGACUGUGCCAGCACAGGCCAGGUGCAGGGGCCCCAUGUCUUCAUCGCAUCUCUCAAGAACCUCCGCAAGAAUAAAGAGGUGGUUCCGACUUCUGAAAAAGAACAACAUGACAUUAUAGAAGAAAAAAACAUACCCGCACUGCCAGAAACCCACGUAGAAGCAGAAAUUCAAAGAGAGCCAUCAAUGGAACAAGAAUUACAAGAGUCAUCAUCAACACAGGACCAAAGACCUAAGCAACAGGAAUCUCCUGGACAGUCAUCCUUGAGACCAUCAUCACCAGAGCAACAAUGUGAAGGACAAGAGGUAUCUACACAGUCAUCCUUGGGACCACCAUCCCCAAAGCAACAACAUGAACAACAAGAGGUAUCUGGACAGUCAACCUUGAGACAACCAUCCCCAGAGCAACAACUAGAACAAGAGGUAUCUGGACAGUCAGCCUUGAGACUAUCAUCCCCAGAGCAACAACUAGAACAAGAGGUAUCUGGACAGUCACCCUUGGGACCACCAUCCCCAGAGCAACAACUAGAACAAGAGGUAUCUGGACAGUCACCCUUGGGACCACCAUCACCAGAGCAACAACUUGAACAAGAGGUAUCUGGACAGUCACCCUUGGGACCACCAUCCCCAGAGCAACAACUAGAACAAGAGGUAUCUGGACACUCACCCUUGGGACCACCAUCCCCAGAGCAACAACUUGAACAACAAGAGGUAUCUAGACAGUCAUCCUUGAGACCAUCAUCACCAGAGCAACAACUAGAACAAGAGGUAUCUGGACAGUCAGCCUUGGGACCACCAUCCCCAGAGCAACAGCUUGAACAAGAGUCCUCUAAAGAGUCAUCCUUGGGACCAUUUUUAGAGCAACAACCUGCACAGUGAGAAUCUUCUAAAUAGACAUCUUUUGGACUACCAUUCCAAGAAUAUCCACCCAAGCAAUGGGAACCCCAUUGACAGUCAUCCUUGAGAUAGCAAUCUCAGAAAGAGGUGACUCUGGGACAAUGCAGGAGACAAAUGCCAUGAUAAGAAAAUGUCAGCCAUGUUGUGAAGAGCAACAGUCAGGAACUGGACAGGACCACAGGCAAAUGAAAAUAAAAUGACACAGUUUAUUUUCAUAUUAUGCUGAGGUAUGCCAGGACGGUACUACAGUUAUGAACCUCAUAUUUUGAAGGACAGACUUAAAGCUUAAAAGAUGAGUAAAGAUUAAAUUCGUCUGGAAUCUC